GUUGUCAUGGCAACGAUGACACAAAUUGCUAAUUUCUUUAUCUGUCCUACUCUCACCACGCCAUGAGUCACCACGAUGGAUGGUAGAACUCAUUUAGUUCACCCGAGCGAGUUUACUCUUUUACAACAAACUGGAAUAAUUGACCAAAUGCUCCAGGGCCAAUGAUGGCAGACAAGAGGGUAAAGAUGAUCGCUCAAAUGGAAAAACUUCACCAGGAAUACAACCAACUCUCACAGCUCCUGGUGGAUCAGUCACAUCACCCACUGCCAAGUGAAGGUCUGGUGCUCAAGGGUACACAUGUUAAUCAAGUUCAGAGCAGCACAGGGGAAGAAGCCACAGUGGAUGCCCUGAAGAGGGAAGUAAAAAAUUUUACCAACCAGCUUCGUGUAUUGACUGCAGAGAAAGGUGACCUAGAAAAGGCUUUACAACAGAAAAAAAAUGAAAGUACAAAAUAUAUUAGCAAACUGAAGCAAGAGCUUAAAGAAUCAAAAGAUGACAUUGAUGUUUUGAAAGACAUUUUGAAAAGACUUAAUGAGCAACUGAAUAGAUACCACAUAAAACAUGGUCGACUACGAGAAGAAGAAAGAAGACCCAUCACUAAGGAUAUUACCCGGUCGAGUAUCUACAAGUUGAAAUCUCUUCUUACAGCAUACGAUGAACUUCUUCUUGAGCGGGAUGACAUUAUUAAGAGUAGCACUGAGACACAUGAGACACUGAUGCUGAAGGUGGACAGUGUCACUACUGAAAAUGAAAAGCUCCAUUCUCGAUUAGAACAGCUUCAGUCAGCAGCUCCUAUUGGAUCUGAGGAUGUAGGGAUGGUUGCCUCUGAUGCCCGGCUGUUAUUAGAGGAACGAGAAAUUUUGUUUGAGGAGAUACAGACCCUGAGACAACAACACCAACAGGAAACAACAGACCACUACCAAGAAGUAAGAACUCUGCAAGACACAUUAGAGGAAUUGGAUGUUAAAGUCCACAGCUUGUCAUCAGACCUGAAUUCUUGGAAGAUUAAGUCUGCUCAGCUGGAGAAGCAGUGUCAAGCUUUCCAGACAGAGUUACGUGACACUGUUACUAAACAAGAGCAUCAGUUAGCUGUUGAUGAGUGUCAAAGGUUAUUUGAAGAACUACGUUUAGCCUACAGUCAUGAAUCUGGAAACAUGAGGGGCAAGAUGAGAGCAGUAAAGCAUGAGAAGCAAGAUAUAGCAGAGAAGCUGACUGAUACAUCAGUUCAUGCUCACAACUUAAGUGUUCAGGUUUCAGGACUUAAAGGAUCAUUAAGGAAAACUGAGCACAGGGUUCAGCGCCGAGAGCAAUCCCUGAAAACAGUGCAGUCAGCAGCUCGUUUGGCUCAAUCUCGUCUCAAGUCCCUCACCUUAGUCUGCAGUGAACUUCUUGAAGAUCGAGAAAAGCUUCUGGAGUCAUUAGCAGCUCAACGAAAAGAGACAGAAGAAUUGACACAAGAAGUCACUUUACGCAGUGCAGCUGUUGGGGCUCUGUCACAGAAGCUUAAGGAAGAGCGUUUAGUAUGGAGUAGUCAAAUUGCAGAAAGUGAAGGUGGCAGGAAAGCAGCCAAGGCUGCUUGGAAACGUUCAAGUAGGGAAGCUUCUCAUUUGCGCAGUUUAGUAGUUUCCAAGGAUGAAACUAUUGCUUCCCUCAUUGCUGAUUACAAAAUUUUGGGAUUAAAUUACAGUGAGGCCAAGCAGCACAAUCUCCGUCAUCAUAUUCCAAAGUACCACAAGUAUCCGGGAGGCGCAGUGUGACGUUAUAAAAUGUGUUAAGUUAUCAAAAAACUUCUUUAAAACUAUGCAUAUACUUAUACAGUACUGUAGAUGUCUGUUUUUAUACAGUACUUCUUCAAAUCAGAGCCAAUGGUUAUCAAACUACAGCACUGUCUACACUUCUCUGGGUGUUAUUUAUUGUAACAUUUGGUAGCCUGAGUUUUAUUUCAGCGAGCAAAAGUAAUUGAUCGAGGGAAUGUACGGUAAUGAUUACAAUUAAGGAAAUUAAUGAAGAGAUAAAUCUUUACAUUUUAAGGGACACCAUUACUUACUAAUCUUACUUAAUUUUCUUCUGUAAUAAGGCUAUAUGCCUGUGUAUCAAGGUCAUAAUUUUUCAUGGCCUACCUCAUCUUUGUGGCAGGCAUACUAGUGAUCCUGCAGCAUAUAUUCAAGGUUCUGUAGUCAAACAUAACAUCUUGAUCUCCCAGUCAUUUCUUGAAGGUAUAUACGUUUGGAGAGACUACCUCCUUUUUUGGUAAGCUGUUACAUAUUUCUGCGCUGUGUACUGAGGAGUUUUAUUUCAUCUUGGUGUGUGGACACGUCUUGAACAGCUCAAAACUAUGAAUUAUGGUAUUAUUGCCAUUAUGUGGUCUUACUGGUGGGUAUGAUUUCAUAUUGUAUCCCAUACUUCAUUUUGAAAGUUUGUCACAUUCCCACAUAUCCUGUGGUACAGGACCACAGUGAUGAGAUCUACUUCCUCAGAUGGUCAACAUAACUCAAGGUUUUCAGCCUCGGUAUCAAUUUCACUAUUCUCCUCUGAAUAGUUGUGAUGCAGGGAUGUCUUUUGCCUCAUGUGAUGGCUUAUUGAAAUGACAUACUCUAAAUAAAGUUGCACCAGGGCCUCAUAUACUGAAGGUUUCUGCUGGAUGAGACCCAUCAUGUGGUUUGCCUUCUUAAUUUUAUCAUUUUCAUAAUCUUCAAAUAUCAGUAUACUGUUACCCACCACACCCAGGUCCCUCCUUUAAGUCACUCAUUUUAGCUCUUUGUGAAAUAUGGUCUGUGCCUUAUGGAUUUCCUCUCAUACUACCAGCAGUCACACCCUUACAUUUUCUGGAUGGAAUUGGAGUGACUGCUGUGCAGUAUAUGCUUAACCAUUUCUGGAGAUUGUCUAGGUCCAUUGAUAGUUGUUCUUGAUCGUGAACAGACAUCUUUGUCAUUAGCAGAGGUAUACUUCAGAGAACAUGUAUUUAUGUCAAUCAUUAAUGUAUAAGAAGGAAAA
Homarus americanus (American lobster) is the source of this 2994-nucleotide messenger RNA. RefSeq names its product centrosomal protein of 89 kDa-like. The transcript is spliced from 12 exons. Lineage: Eukaryota; Metazoa; Arthropoda; Malacostraca; Decapoda; Nephropidae. Gene Ontology annotation, biological process: cilium assembly; mitochondrion organization; chemical synaptic transmission. Gene Ontology annotation, cellular component: centriole; ciliary transition fiber. Bases 162 to 1757 code for a protein of 531 amino acids. The record is from RefSeq and is a predicted model, not a curated record.